AUGUCGACCGACCACUCAUUGCCGGCGGCCAUCUUGGCUAUUGAUAUCCUGCUAUCGUUCCCUGCCAUUUACAACAUCUUCAAGCAUGGCUUACGACACGGCGCCAUCCUGGGCUGGGCUUACUUUUUUAUUUUCCUGACACUACGGAUCGUCUCCAGCGCACUGCAGCUCUCAGACUCCAAGAGUAGUACAGCAUCUCUGGUCGCCAGCAUCGGCCUAUCACCAUUAUUGCUUGCGACAUUAGGUCUCGUCCACGAGUCCCGAUCCUAUGUUUUCGAUAAUCUCAACCGCAAGACGGAGGGAAUCUGGGUACUCGUCCUGCACAUACUCAUUACCGGCGCAGUCGCCCUGACGGCCGCCGGCGCCUCGGGCAUGAGCAAGCCCGACAUCACCGACGCGGUCCGCACCAGGGACAAGAGGCUCGUCACGGUGGGCAUGGUGGCCCUCCUCGUCAGCUGGAUACUCGUCACUCUCGUGGCCGCGACGUCCUUUGUCGCGCGGCCCCGGGCCAACGCCGGCAACCCCGAUAUCAAGCAGGGCAACCGGCUGCUCUACGCCGUCUUGUUUGCCAUUCCGUUUCUCGGAAUCCGCAUCCUGGUCAGUUUGGUUUAUUUCGCCACCAUGAACCAGGAUCUCAGUCCCGUUACUGGCAAGAUGGGCUACAAGGUCGGCCUCGGCUUUAUUGAGGAGCUGCUCAUCUCCAUUGCCUUUGUUGCGGCGGGCAUCAUGACGAGGAACAUUGGCAAGAGCCGUACGCAAAAGGUGUCUACACAGGAGGCUGCUUGGGGUCGUUGA
Pestalotiopsis fici W106-1 is the source of this 795-nucleotide messenger RNA. RefSeq lists its product as uncharacterized. Lineage: Eukaryota; Fungi; Ascomycota; Sordariomycetes; Amphisphaeriales; Sporocadaceae. The coding region runs from base 1 to 795 and encodes 264 amino acids. The record is from RefSeq and is a predicted model, not a curated record. The transcript is spliced from 2 exons.